AUGAAAUUUUCUUUAGCUAUUCUUGCAGCUGCACUUGCUUCCACAGUUGUCUGUUCUGAACAAGAACAAGAACAAGAAGAAGUUUAUAUCCCACAAGAAGCCAUUGGCAUGGUAGUUCCACUCUAUGACAAUGAAUACCCAAUGCUUGCCAAACAUGGUGACCAAAAUGCUAUCCUUGUCGUUAAUGGAACCGCUUUGCAAUUGGCAAACAAUGAUCUUGCCAAGAGAGACGCUGACGCUAGACCAUUCGGUUUCCGUUGGACCAGAUAUGGUUGGUUUGAACCAUUGGCUAAGAGAGGUGAAGACGAUGAAGAUUCUCUUGCCAAAAGGUCUGCUGAUGCUGAAGCUAGACCAUUUGGAUUCCGUUGGACUAGAUAUGGUUGGUUUGAACCUUUAGCUAAGAGAGGUGAACAAGCUGACGAGUAUCUUUCCAAAAGAUCUGCUGAUGCUGAUGCUAGACCAUUCGGGUUCCGUUGGACUAGAUAUGGUUGGUUUGAACCAUUAGCUUAA
Hemisphaericaspora subhashii is the source of this 510-nucleotide messenger RNA. RefSeq lists its product as uncharacterized. The transcript has a single exon. The coding region runs from base 1 to 510 and encodes 169 amino acids. NCBI's taxonomy places the organism in Eukaryota, Fungi, Ascomycota, Pichiomycetes, Serinales, Debaryomycetaceae. The record is from RefSeq and is a predicted model, not a curated record.